Molecule: messenger RNA, 1134 nt
Organism: Bicyclus anynana (squinting bush brown)
Lineage: Eukaryota; Metazoa; Arthropoda; Insecta; Lepidoptera; Nymphalidae
Gene: CPG17
Exons: 3
Coding region: 97-405 (102 amino acids)
Source: RefSeq, a predicted model, not a curated record
GCUACCACUGAGCCUUCUUAUAAAAAGCACGGGCGGAUUGUAACGCCACAACUCGAGAGUUGAACGGACUGACCGCUUGUGUUUAUAAACAUAAAUAUGUACAAAUUCACUAUUGCUGUUUUGGCAUUGAUAGCCGUGGCGGCUGCUUUCCCAGGUCACGAUUAUGGGUUCGGUCAUGGUGGUCAUGGUGGUCACGAGCAUUACGGCGGACAUUACGAGCACUAUCCCCACAAGCACGUGCAAUACCACGGACACGGCGGUUAUGGUCACGGCGAAUAUGGUCACGGCGGAUAUGGUCACGGCGGACAUCACGGGAGUGGGGAAAGUGGCGAAAGUGGUGAACACCACGGCCACGGCUAUGGCCACGGCCACCACGGUUAUGAACAUUUCGGUUUUCACAAAUAAGUUAGUUCUAGACUAGAUUAAAUUUCUGCCUGCGAUACUUGAACCACACAAACUCGUGGACGAACUUUUCGCCUAUAACACAUCUUUAUGAACUUUAUGUUUAUAGAAUGCCAAAACUAAAAUGUCACUAACAACGAAGUUGCCAUGGAAACGAAUGAUGUCGCAGUACUGUUACUUAACAGAAUGCAAAGGAUGAACAGAAUCAAAAGAAACGUGACAGUUUAGAUUUUGUAGUAGUAAACAUUUCAGUGAUGAUGAACCUAUCAUAAUAUACCUACAGAGAACACACCUCCUACAAAUAAAGUGCCUACUGUUUUUUAUUGAGAGCCUUCUAAAUAUUUGAAAUACGUACAAAUACGUUAUUAUUCUAUAAUACCAUUUAUAUUCAGAACUGGUUGUGAUAGUAAUUAUGUAAAUUGUUUUUAGUUAUCUAAUGUGUAAUAUCAAUUGACGCAUCUUUAUAAGUCUCUCUGCCGUUCUACAUUGACGUAUAUUAAUCUUCUUUAAUAUAUUUUGGUAACACUAUCGAAGGUAGAAAACCCUGGAGCAAUAACAUAACUCGUAUUGUAAUAAAAUAUACAUAUACCUGUUGUACAUAGAGCAUUUCUAGUUUUAAGAAAAAAAUAAACAAUAUUUAAAAAUGAACAACUGGGUUUUCCUUAUAAUUAAGUAUUUAUAUAAAAUAAUAUAAUACAUAAAUAAAAUAAAAGUAUAUAAAUAUACAUUGUU